Motacilla alba alba is the source of this 2838-nucleotide messenger RNA. RefSeq names its product collagen alpha-1(I) chain-like. NCBI's taxonomy places the organism in Eukaryota, Metazoa, Chordata, Aves, Passeriformes, Motacillidae. Bases 1 to 924 code for a protein of 307 amino acids. The transcript has 3 exons. The record is from RefSeq and is a predicted model, not a curated record.
AUGCUGCUGCCUCCACAGCGCUCCCGCUGGAGCAUCACCGCCUGGACCCCACUGCCACCCGGGCACGGCCCCGCCGAUCCUGCCCCGCGCUCCGGCUGGCGAGAAGGCUUCGGCACGGCAGCGUUCGGGACGCUGGGAGGGAGCAGCGAAUCGCCGGGGAGGGAGGAGCCGGCUGGGGCCGCCCCGGGGCGGUGGCGCCUGAGGGGCCCUGAGGGGCGGCGGCUGCCCUUGCCCCACAGCGGGCACCGCCGGGCGGGCGGCACGGCUGUGCUGUGUGCCCCUCACCGCCGGGAUCGGGCCGUGCUGUGCUGUGUGCCCCUCACCGCCGGGAUCGGGCUGUGCUGUGCUGUGUGCCCCUCACCGCCGGGAUCGGGCUGUGCUGUGCCCCCCUCACCGCCGGGAUCGGGCUGUGCUGUGCCCCCUCACCGCCGGGAUCGGGCCGUGCUGUGCCCCCCUCACCGCCGGGCGGGUCGGGCACGGGCUGUGGUGUGCUGUGCCCCCCUCACCGCCGGGCACUCCGCGGAGCCGCCAGGGACAGGGCAGGCGCGGAGCCGCGGCCGCCGCCCCGCAGCCCCGCGGCCGCCCCGGCCCGCGGGAGUACUCACCGGCCGCGGGCAGCAGCGCCGGGCCGGCUCCCCGCACCCCGCGGGGCGAGGGGGUCCGGCCCAGGAUCGCGGGGGUGCCCGUGCUGGGGAGGCGCCCGCUGGUCCCAGGCGUUGCCCCGGCGCGCUGAGGGGAACGGCCCCGCGGCCGCUCAACCCCCGGGGGGCGGCGGCCACAGGCCGGGGCGAGGCAGCGCCGAUGCUGCUGCUGCUGCUGCUGCUCUGCCGUUGGAGCUCUCCCCGCUCCCGAAGCGGCACGGCUCCAGCCCGAACGUGCCUUCUUCGCUCGGCUGCUCUUGCUGAAGGCCUCAGAGCAGCCUGAGAAACAAAGGCAGGAUCAGUUGAAUGCAACCCAGCCCCGUGCACUCAUCCUUGUUUCAUCAGGCAAAACUCUGCUAAUGCCAUUGGAAAUGCUCCUGAUGACAUUAAUGAGGUCAGUACCUCACCCCAAUAGAUAUUAGCUUUAAGAGCUCUAUGGUGGCAAAGUAAUUUUUGAUAUUUCUGGCAUUUUUUCUGCUGUUUACCUUCCAGAACUAUUAUUCACUGAUCUGUAUUAUUCGCUUGACCUGUCUUUUGCUCAUGCCUUUUGUCAGGGAAGUGCUUUGGUUUUGUGCUACAGGAGGAGACUGGAGCUUCAAAGUCUCCAAAUCUGUAAUAAGCAAUUAAUUCUGGACACCUUCCUCUUAUAAAUGACUUCAGGAUUUGAAUAUAUAUACUAAGAUGUCAUUUUAUCAAAGUAUUCCCUAAUAUUUAGUAUCUUUCAAAUAUUUCUGUCAGCAACAUCAGUCUUGUUCAGUGAAGACACCUUUACCUUAAAUGCAGCAUACCCAGGUGGAGUUGAGUCUUUCUCUCAAACCUUUCUCCUAUAAGGAGAAAGUCAACAGCAGCAGAAAAAGCACGGAGCUGCCAGCUGAGGUGUUUGUCAGCUGAGGAACAGGUGCAGCUCAGCCCAGCUCACAGCAUUCUCUGGAUGCUUAUGAGAGGCAGCUCAUUUCCUACCCCACUGGCACCUUGCUGCAGAGUCUGCUCAGACACAGAGGCAGAACAUAAAACCAGAAAAUAUGUUUGCACUUGACUUGGACAAGAAAUCAUAAUGCACAUUCCCAGAGGUCAAGAAGCAUGGCCAACCUACAGCAGGGCACAACCUCAGUUGAAUUCAUAAUGCAGGUAACAGUGCAGCACAGAAGAAUGUCAGCUAGUUUUAAACAAGCCAUAUAAAGAGCUCUGGGUCUCUUUAGGCAUUUUGAGAAGGCAAGGUGCCUUGAAAUUAAGGGUCUAAGUAUCCAGUGCAAAUUCUCCAAACUGCUCUUUCUGGUUUUAUCUGGUACAAAACAUUAAUAGCUGCCAGAUGAAAAAUACUACUGCAAUUGAUCAAGAGGCCUGAAGCAGACAAAUGCGUGGUGCCUAUUCUGAACUUUCAACAGAGAUGGCCCAUAUAGGCUAGGUCUCUAAAAAGCCUGAAUUUCUCUUUCCCCAAAACAUCAGGGAUUAUGGUGAGUCAAAAGAAUGCCACUAAUUAACCAGAACUCUCAUUACAACCUCCUUCUUAGCUUUGUUACUCUGCUGUUUUGGCAUUACCAGUUGGAGUACUCCAGCUCCAAGCUCAUUGGCUGCCCAGUUUCUGCUGGAAGAGACAGGCUACACAAAUUGCCUAGAUUUUUUUUUCUUUCCCCAAUACAGUAUCUUUAGUCUGGUGUGAGCCGUCUGAAAUAUUGUAGAGCUUUAAGCAAAACCACACAACACUGAAGUAUGUUUAGUGAUGACAUGAAGUUGUGCAGAGGGGAUAAGUACAUGAGAAAGCAGAAGCUACAAAGACAUAGUAUCAGUGUAAGCAAACAGAAGACCAUUUAGUGAGGUUUCCCAUACAUAUCUCACAGAAUAACUAUUGCUUCAGAACAACUCCACAUUUACUACCAUAUUCACAAACAACAUGAAUCCCAAAGUCUCCUGGUUUAGGGAAAAUCUGUGAGAAAACCUCCAAAGGGGUUCCUCAGAAAGCAAAUUCAAGCGGCCCCUCCCCCAACUGGUUUGGGAGAAGAUUUACUUGGAUAAAAAAGUGGUAAAAAAUGUUUAUUUAACAGCCAAAGCACAAAAAAUGAAUAAUAUUAAACAAUAAAACCUCUCGCUGCUCUAAAAGAGAUGACAAACUCAGCAAGUCCCUUGGCGGGCUGUAGCUCAGCUCACUCAGUCUCUCAUCCAUCCCUCCGGCGCUGGAAAUGCCGCGGCCCAGCCCGGU